Varroa destructor (honeybee mite) is the source of this 7898-nucleotide messenger RNA. RefSeq names its product FH2 domain-containing protein formin 3 (gene form3). The record is from RefSeq and is a predicted model, not a curated record. Lineage: Eukaryota; Metazoa; Arthropoda; Arachnida; Mesostigmata; Varroidae. Gene Ontology annotation, biological process: cellular component organization. Gene Ontology annotation, molecular function: actin binding.
UGCAAAUGCGUAUACAGACAGCCACUUAGAUAACGACACGAGCGGUGAUACACACGCUCGCUGCUUGCGGGCGAAAUCCGUCGGCCGCUUCGGAAACGUGAACAAGGCGGAUCGGAUCGGUGGUAACAGAAGUUCGCCAAAAAUAUUAACGGCAGUCAGCAACGCGACAGAACUUGGAUAGAUACCAAACUGAAGACUGACAAAGGCCCGUCGAUCGAUCCCCAAAGGCGGACAUAACGUAACAACAAUAGCGUAGACAAUGGUUGUGUACCAACUCGUGUCUAGCGACGAUAAAGAAUUAGAAAAAAAAGAAGAGCACAAAACGGUAUAGACAGACAGAGAAACAGAAAUGGCGAGGAUACGGAACGAACGAAAACGGAUGGACUGAAACCAAUCAAAGCUUGUUAAACCUCGACCGCAGGUAGAGAGUAGACCGUCGUGCGGAGUGAUAUGCGCUGCGACAGCGAAGCUUUUUCUUCUAGUGUUUGUCUCUCAGGAGGUAACGAUAAUAAUAGUUGUAAUCACCACCUGAGAAUCAUUAGCUUGAGCUAGAGAGAGCUUACAGGCUCGGAAAAAUUAUUUGGAUUUCGAUGAACAAGGAUAGUCAUUCUUCGCUUUAGUGCUUGGAAAUGGUGAACGACAGUCGCUAUUACGUUGGUACGGUGGCGCAACAGUUCACGUGGUCGUAUGAGGUGCAUUGUUAGCUCACAACUUUUAAGUUGAAGAAAACGAAUAGAAAAAAGCAAAAAUUAAUCAAGUGCUAGGCAACUUUCGCUUCGUCCUUUGCUGUCGAGGCGCUUUUUGAGGGUCGAUUUCUGCCGUGCCACGAUGAGAUCAGCAACGUGAUUGAUGUUAACUCUCGACAGAGCUUUUCCGGUUGUCCACGAAUGGAAGCUAUAGUGGCCUUACUCACGCACACGGAGACUGUUUGAUAUGCUCUAGUGACGACGAAGGGAUACUCGUAGCAGUGAAAAGCUUCCUCGUAAGCAGUUGCCUCACCGUAUCUUAUCGUGUUGAUGGUAGAAGUGAAGGAGGUGGUAUCCAGUUGUGCACCGAAGUGAAGUGAUGGACAACCCGUCGCUUGCCGAUUUACAAUAUAUUAUCAACAAUGCGGAUUACACACAAACUCUGGCCACUGCUCUCGGCAGCAGUGAGCGGCCCAAGAGAAAACAGGUGAUCCAGCUGCUGUCCGCACUUUGCGUCUACAACAAAGAAAAAGGCUACCGACGAGUACUCGAGACCCUCGACCACUUUAAGACUAAUCAGGGCGCCCGCUACCGGCUCGCCUUUAUUGUUGAGGAGCUUCGAGAUUGUUCGAUACAGACGAGCGAUGGAUUCCGUUCGGAAUACUCAGCAACGCUGCUGGCACUUGUUAACUGUCUUCUCGUCAGUGCACCUUCUCUCACGGAAAGGGUGGCUAUCCGCAACCAGCUGCUUGGCCUACGACUCUACGACGUCUUAGAACUAAUCAAACUACGACGAGAAGCCGGUCACUUUACAAACGAUAUGACGGUGCAGCUUGAGGCAUUCGAAGCUCAAAGGUAUACUGACGAGGGACAAAUCAACGGACCGGAUGGCGUAGACCUCAAUUCACACCUGGAGGUGUUUUACGCGAUACUUCGACAGGUGUCAUUAACUCCACAGCAAGCACCAUUUCUCGCUAUUCUUCAAAAUCUUCUUCGCGUCGAUUAUACACUGCCAAUUGCGGACGUGAUCUGGAGUACGGCGUCCAAGUUGGUCGAGAGAGUCACUUCUAUCGAGAAGCCACAGGACGCCGAACGACUUCUAUUGCGAUGUCGGUGCGGCGGAUCCGCUGGAAGCGGGGGGGACCGUUCUUCGUUAGCAUUGGGAGCAUCCCCUAGAGGUUUGUCCCCACAGCCGCCGCAAUCACCCGCCCCGUUACCGUCAUCAACAUCGCCGCUGCCGCCUAAACAUACAAUGGUGUCUCCUGCUUCACCAGUAGCAACGGCAGUCCCACCGCCACCCCCACCGCCGCCACUUGCGGUGGGUCUGAAUAGCGGACCAGCACCGCCGCCUCCACCGCCACCGCCGUUGGCGAACAGUCCUAUUGCCCGUCCCGGAACUGCCACCGUCCUCGGUGCUGGAGGUGUCCGGAUGCCAAACGCUGCAGCAGUUGCUCCGGCGCAACUUUUACCCCAGCAAUGGACGCCGAAACCUCGAAGCAAAAUGAAAACGCUCAACUGGUGCAAAAUUCCGGCGGGGCGCGUGCUCGCUGGCGGAAGCGGUGGCGACAACUUAUGGGCCCGUGUGGCGGCAUCACAUAAUGGUACCAAUGAAUCCCUAUUAGACUUUGAAGGAAUGGAAGAACUCUUCUGUCAGCAACAAUCACAACCGUCCACGCCACAAAUGCAGAGGAGGCAACGCACCAGCCAGCGAAAAGCACAAGAGGUGACUCUUCUAGAAGGAAAACGCUCAUUAAACAUUUCGAUAUUCCUUAAACAAUUCCGCUUUCCCACAGUUCAGCAGGAGAGUAUUGCUUCGAUGAUCCGAAAGGGAAUGCAUCAGGAAAUCGGUGCGGAACGCCUUCGGGGCCUAUUGAAGAUCCUUCCGGAACCUGAGGAGAUUGAGUUGUUGAAUAACUUUGAUGGGGACAUAGCUAAACUCGGACCGGCAGAGCAGUUUCUUCUUCAACUGAUCCACAUACCCGAUUAUAAGCUACGCAUUGAGUGCCAAUUGUUGAAGGAGGAGUUCACAGCGACGAUCGGCCUGCUCGAGCCCUGCAUCAAAUCGAUUCGUUGUGCGGCGCACGAGAUCGAGGAUGCCACAAAAUUACAUGAAAUCCUCUAUAUGAUUUUAGUAGCGGGUAACUUUUUGAAUUCGGGUGGGUACGCGGGAAACGCCGCUGGGUUCCGCAUGAUGUCGUUACUGAAAGUCACCGAUAUGCGCGCAAAUCGUCCCGGCAUGAAUCUCAUUCAUUAUGUUGCUAUGGAAGCGGAACGUAAACAGCUUCUCGAUUUCGGGAAUCAACUGACAUCUCUCGAAGAAGCUGCUCGACUGUCGAUCGACACUUUGAAGAGUGAUGCUGACACCCUAAGUACCCGUGUCGCGAAUGUAUCAAAUAUGGUAGCUUCUGCGCAUACGUCAGACCUCCAAGGUCAGAUGAAUGAUUUUCUCUUGUCCGCCCAACAACGAAUUGAAGAUACGAAACAACAAAUCGAAUGGUUGGAGCAGGUUCGAACUAAACUGGGGACCUUUCUCUGUGAGGAUCUCGAUUCUUUCAAGCUGGAAGAAUGUUUCAAAGUCUUUUGGAAUUUCUGCACGAAGUUUCGGAAAGCCGUCGAAGAAAACGAAAAACGUGCGGAACAGGAACGGAAAGCUGAGGCACGCAGGAGACUUCGAGAAGACCAAGCAAAACGGCUUAGCGUCGAGUUUUCGGGGAGUGAAUCGGACGUUAUGGAUAUGCUCCUUGGAGAUAUUAAAUCUGGAUUCCCACAACUCUUUAGCAAACUUCGCAGAAACCGCAGAAGUGACAAUAACUCCGAGGACGAUUCCGUAUCGCUUGGGCUGGCCAAUUCCCCACGCCUUAUGAGGAGAUCCCAUUUUGGCUCAUCUCUUGCGUCCAUGGCUGACAAUGAGAGUCCCGAUGUCACUCCAACAGGUUCCCUACGAAAACGCCGGAACCGUUCAUCCUCGGAGUUUGACGAUAAUGCAGAUCUUCUAGAUUAUCUUAAGCAGGCAGAGCAAGCUCAGCAACAAGCAGGCUGGCAUCGACGAUCGUCCCGGCGCCUGAAAACCGAAAACUCGGAGAAUCCGAACCUUGAGACGUUGCACGAGCGACCAAAGCAUCUCGAUGAGCUUCAUCAACAAAAGCAACAGUUGGUGCACAAGAAGUCGAAGUCACCGGAACCCCAGCCACCAACGCCGACUGGCGUUCGGGGGAGCACUUCUGCUCAGACCAAACAUGAAGCAAUUAGCAAUAGUCAUGGAACGCCAUCUGGAAGUGCCACUGCCGUUGCUGCUAAUAUCAGCGGGUUACCGGAAGUCCACACGGAACGACGAGCAUCCCUAACGAAUGUCGUCCGCCCAAUGGUACCACAGCAACAGCAGCAAUCGCCAUUGCCGUCUCAACAGCAACAAAUGACGCCAGUCGGAACCUCCGCUCUCGUCGGCGUAGUCCCCGAUUGUGCGAUGCCGGCUGUGUAUUCGACGUCGAGGCCAAUGUCAACGCUGAGGUCAUCGCAGGUCGAGGACACCGACACGUCAACCGGUGGGGAAAGUCCCGUUUUAAUGCGUCGCAAAACUUACCACAGUCUAAAAGAGCCAACUGGAAGUAACAAGACAAGACACUCAACGCCUGUCAGGAGCGCUACAGAUGAAUUAGCUAUCGGAAGCCCAGGAGGAAACAUGGGACAGUCCCAUAGCCUUCGAUCUGGUCGAUCAUCAAUUAACGGAACAUCAGAUGAACGCCGUUCCCUCCGCCAGCUGCGUGCAAAACAUGAGGGAAACGGUAGCCGGCGAAGUAAAAAAGAAGAUCAGCCACACAAAGACAGUGAUAGUCCAACAAUCAGAUCUGUAAUUUCAUCACCAAUCGGAGUUAACUCAGGCGUUAAUAAGAACGAUGAGGAAGACGACUUCGACUCAGAGAGCUCCUUUGAUAGGUUCUCGCCCGUUCGCAAGACUACACGAAGGACCUCGGCUCGGUCACUGAUGGCAUUGCCUUCAAAGGAAAAAGCUGGGGCUGAGUUUACUUUGGGCGAAAAAUCAUCCAGAUCCCAGGAAGAAUUAUUGACGAAAACUAAAGACAAAGAUGACAAAUCAUUAAGAGCCAGGCUUGCUAGGAAGAUCCAUUCCAUCACCGACAAUAUCAAGGCUGUAUCAGAGCGUAAAUCAUCUGACGAGGAUAAGGAAAAAAGUGGUGUGUCUUUGGCAUCGACGAAAGCAAACAGCAUCGGUUGUACCCGUGUAUCAGGAAUACCCGUAAAGCGAGGCAUUCCCAUACUAACUGGUUCGACGCAACGUGCUACACCUUCGCCAGUGCUUGAUUCGAAGAUCGCGAAAUCCGCUGCAGUCGUUAACCAACCGGAAGCUAGACAAAGGGGGAAAACCGCGGAAAGUCUGCAGAUCGGCACCGAUCCGCGAUUUGCGGCCUCAGCAGCCGCUGCUCCACCGCAGGCUACCAUAAUACCUACCAUUAAUUCUAAUGUUGCACUCACGCCAUCUUGCGCUCUUCAAGGCUCGGCAUCUACGCUCCUCCCUCCCGACGGCACGAUUCCACCAUCGUUGCCAAAAACGACUGCUACUUUGCUAGUGGGACCUCAAAGGACAACUUUCUCAUUGCAACCUCAACGUGCUUCAUUCCAUGGUGCAGGUAGCAGUACUUCAUCAUUGACCAACGGAUCUGCCGUCGGGAGUUCAUUGUCAGGGGCACAGAUUUCGCAUCGCCAUUCGGUUGCGCUAGGAGAACAAGAAAAUCGCAGACCACCGGCAGGAUCCAUUCGAAGAACCGGUAUUCCAACUCGCUCGAAUAACCGGGUACUUAGCGCCAUACCGAAAUCGACGACAAACUACCUGACUUCGGGGGCAGCCUCGCCGACCCGACUAACAAUGAACGCUGAGACCCUUCAGAGAACCCGAUCAUCGCUCAGAUCGACAGUGGUUCCUGCUCGCGCCGAAGACGUGAAACCAUUUAUGCGAGCCACUUCAGCUUCAAUCGCGCGUGUCGCCCCGUCGAAAAGCUCUACAAUUUUAGCACCCUCGAUUCCCGCCCCCACCGGACCCUUCGCUCGAGGUCCCGCAGCCCAUCAACGGCGAACUAUCCCCGGAUACAGAUGAAACACACAAAGUGCUUCAUAGGACCAUACAGAACUCUGGCACCUGCAAGACAUUAUGCUUAAUGCAUUGAGCAAGCAUUGUAGCACUAACGUAAUUUAACUUGGUGAUAAAGCGGUAAUCUGAUUUUGGUAUAAGCUUAGAAACGGGGAAAUUACUUUAGACAGUUUUUCGGGAUAUUACCUAACGUUGGUUUUUACCUUGCUUAUAUCGCACGUAAAUAAUCUACUGCUGUAACAAUCUCGUCAGUUUCCGUAGUACUCAUGGUCGUUGUCAGUUGCCAGGAAUAUAAUCAAUCAGAAAUUCUUAUGACGUGACAUUGAUUAAAGGUCAUAAAUAGAUCAUAUAUUUUGCGAAUUUUCAUUAAAUAUGCAUCUCUCGUUUUCUUAAGGUCUUCUGGCUGUCAUCAACAUCGAUUCUUUUCCUUCUUCAAGUAAGGCCAAAUAUUUAUACCCGUCCUAGUGGUUUGUUAUUCAAAUCGGGAGGCUCUAGCGAAUCGUCAAUUAAAUCAGGUCAACGUGCACCGUUUCGUUUAUAAUAACUCUGUAUUAAAAGAUUGGCUCGUGAACAUUGUUACGAUUUGACCAGGUGGCCUUCUCAACAAAUACACCCAGUGUUUAAAUUCAGUCAGACUAAAGACAUGCCUCGAGUGCUACUCAUAGGGCGAUGAUGCCAUCUUCAGACGCUUUAAGUACGAACGAGAAGUGCACAUCUUUAAAUACUAAAUGAGGGUAGGCGUGUGUUGUUACAAACAGUCAACCUCAACAAAUCUCUAAAAACAUAGCAAUGAUUUCAUAAAGUACAUAUGAUGCAUUUAAUGCGAGGCAUACACAAGAAGACGAAACCUGAUCAUCGCGAAUCAGGUAAAAAUUCAACACAUCGGAAAAAAUGGUGGCUAGCGAUUCAAGCGUUUCCUAUCUAUUAACGAGAAAUUUAAAGAUAUUUAGCACACCGAUUCCAGCUUUAUUACUACUUACAAUAUGAAAAAUGGACAGACGCUCGUGAAACGUCGUCGCUUAUUCAGCCUCACUUGCGACAUUUAGCCACGAUUUGAUGGGACACGAUUUGUUUUUUUCCAUCAUUGUGCUUCCUACAAGGGGCUCAGAAGUUCACUAAUGCUAGUACCACUUUAACUUCAUUCAUAAUGGUUUUACGAAGUAGUACCAAUAAUAUGGCAAUUUCUCAAUUAGCUAGGUAUUACCUUGGGCCUAGACAAUACAGGUAUGAAUUUUGUAGGAACAAUAACAAUAAAUAGACGUAAUGUGUGACACCACAGCUUACAUGUUUGCUAAAAUAAACAUCGGCCCAGAAUAUAGUCUUGUCAUUUAGAAACAGUAAUGAUUAUAGAAUUAGGCUAUAUAUGCUGCAGUUAUUUUCGCUCUUUUUUCGUGCAAUGUGUUUUGGCGACAUGCGGCGUCGAGCCCUGCUUUAACAGACACACAUAUAAUAGACCAUGCAAAGUUGUAAUUGAUUUUAAGACGACGCUACAUGUGAGCUUCUAAACCAACUGGAAGUAUCACUUUGCUUUAUCUUUCAUCUCAACUUUGUCUUUAGAUCUUUGCCUGGCAAAUUUUCGCACUUGUCUCAUUAACAUAGCGCUCACGAAUACAAGUUGUCAUUAUUAGCUGAAGAGUAACGCUCACUUAAAUACAAUUGUCUGAGUGACUUGGCGCGCCAUUUUGAAAGAGACCAUUCUAGUAUUUAGGUGGUUCUAAAAAAAGUCAACUUCUAUUCAUGUUAACUUCGAUAACUGACAAUUAUAUUUUCGUUUGUCUUGUUAGGUUAUUAUGCGCCACAUAUAAUUAGUCAUUUUUCGACUGCAUAACUAUUUCUGCCAUUUCUACCAGUAACCGUAUGGGUUGCAUUUCAUGGGUUUCAUCCAGGAACUCCUUUUUGUGGUCGAACUAGACUUCUCAGUGUAGUAUCCUAACAGCGGACUGUAUUUUCACUAGGGUAAACGUACGUCGCACGUAAAAACGGCCAAAGUUGACAUCGCAAGGUUGCUACAACGUUGUAAUAUCAGUGUGUAGUCUUAGCCCACGGUAAAUAGCAACAACAACAACAACAACAGCGAACAUCACAGUUUACUUGAUUGUAUAAUUACGUUC